AUGACUGAUGCUGAAAAGAGUGUCAAGAAUCUGGUUACAGAGACUAACCUUAGGUUAGUUGGCCUCUGGGCCCCUCAACCGGACACGAGGGGGCCCUCAGCAGGGAGUGCCUGCACCAAGGAGGAACCCAAGCAGCAACCUCCAGUGUCACCUCCACGGAGGAGACCGACUUGGGUCACAAUCGGGGAACCUGCUGGCACUCCUCAAGCAGAGAGGCCCUCGGCCCCCUUGGGGAAAGGGAAGAAGAAGGCCAUCGAGCUUGUCGACCUCUCUGACGAUUCGUCAGAUGACAAUGACAUGGACUCUGCUAAUGCGUUCGACCUCUACAGCGCUCCAGAGGCUGCUGCAGUUCCCCCGAGCAAGAAGAAAACUAGCAAGAGGCAUCAAGGGGAGAGCAGCAAAGCACCCCAGGCAAAGAAGGCUCGGAACACAGGCCCUUCGGAGGAUAUGCCCUCUGCCACCACGACUCCACCUUCUCCCCACGAGCAGCAGACUCCAUCUGCUAUGGCCGGGCCAACUCCUCCUCCUGCGGCACUGACCGACCAACCUCAGCAGGUUGACCCUACCUAA
Humulus lupulus (European hop) is the source of this 570-nucleotide messenger RNA. Its product is annotated as proline-rich receptor-like protein kinase PERK10. The coding region runs from base 1 to 570 and encodes 189 amino acids. The record is from RefSeq and is a predicted model, not a curated record. NCBI's taxonomy places the organism in Eukaryota, Viridiplantae, Streptophyta, Magnoliopsida, Rosales, Cannabaceae. The transcript is spliced from 2 exons.